Molecule: messenger RNA, 4739 nt
Organism: Dreissena polymorpha
Lineage: Eukaryota; Metazoa; Mollusca; Bivalvia; Myida; Dreissenidae
Product: dual specificity mitogen-activated protein kinase kinase 1-like
Exons: 11
Coding region: 144-1331 (395 amino acids)
Biological process (GO): protein phosphorylation
Molecular function (GO): protein kinase activity; ATP binding
Source: RefSeq, a predicted model, not a curated record
AUUUUAGCAUAGUAUUUUUUAAUUGGCAGGUGGUCAAAUUAACUUCCGGUGUUUUUGAUUAAUCUGUGGUUGCCGUCUUCUAUGUAAUUUCUGUGAUAAAUUGCAUUUAAAGCAUAAUGCUUCUUAUAUGUUACUAACUUAUUAUGCCAAUGAGCAAAAACAAAUUUAAUCUUCGCUUGCCAACUCAGGCAGGCGAAGAUGAAUCGGACGGUGCAGAGAAACAAAAUGUUGCUCUCCUAGAAGCUCUGACAAAGAAGCUGAAGGAACUAGACAUUGAUGACCAACAACGAGAGAGACUAGAGGCUUUCCUUACACAGAAACAGAAAGUUGGAGAGUUAGUAGCAGAAGAGUUUGACAAGAUCGGUGAACUAGGUGCAGGCAACGGUGGUGUUGUCAUGAAAGUUCUACACAGACCAACUGGAUUGGUUAUGGCACGCAAGCUUAUACACCUAGAAAUCAAGCCAGCAAUUAGGAAUCAAAUCAUUCGAGAAUUGAAAGUGUUACAUGAAUGCAACUCCCCCUACAUUGUGGGAUUUUAUGGUGCAUUUUACAGCGAUGGGGAGAUCAGCAUAUGUAUGGAGUAUAUGGAUGGAGGCUCCUUAGACUUAAUUUUGAAGAAAGCUGGAAGAAUACCAGAGCCAAUCUUGGGCAAAAUCACAUUUUCAGUGCUUAAAGGUUUGAUAUACCUGCGAGAAAAGCACUCAAUUAUGCAUAGAGAUGUGAAGCCCUCCAAUAUUCUGGUGAAUUCACGGGGCGAGAUCAAGAUCUGUGACUUUGGAGUCAGUGGCCAGUUGAUUGAUUCAUUAGCAAACUCCUUUGUGGGUACCAGGUCGUACAUGUCUCCUGAGAGACUGCAGGGAACCAACUACUCUGUUCAGUCUGACAUCUGGAGCGUGGGUCUGUCCCUUGUGGAGAUGGCUAUAGGCCGGUACCCGAUCCCUCCCCCUGACCCAAAGGAUCUGGAGGAGAUGUUUGCCGAGGAUGUGAUGGAAGAGCAUCGUGAGGCAGCACGCACUGGCAAACCACUCAGAGGAUCAACAAGGGUUGUAAACCUCCCCAAUCUGCAUGGCUCUGACGGCCCUAGGCCCAUGGCCAUUUUUGAGCUUUUAGAUUUCAUUGUUAACGAGCCUCCCCCAUCACUUCCAAAAGGAAAAUUCUCAGACGAAUUUGUUGAUUUUGUCGACCGAUGCUUAAAGAAGAAUUCUUGUGAGAGAGCAGAUCUGCACUCUUUAGCUAGUCACCCGUUUGUGAAAAGGGCAGAAGCUGAAGACAUCGAUAUUGGGAACUGGGUGUGUCACGUGAUGGACAUUAAACCCGAUAACAAGGGCUGAGGGGUCAAGCAUUCCAGGGGUCAUGCAAUAGGCAGCUCCACCAGGCCGGAGUGGGCUUCAGAAGGGAACUUAGGGAGCUAAUCAGUGUACAACCUAGUCCAGAGUUACCUGCAAUGAGAACUAGUUACUUUUCUGGAGCCCCCCAAAAAACAAAUGUUUAUUAAUUACAUUUAUCUCUAUAUUUCAUCUAAUCUCUUUCAUUGAAAGUUACUUAUCAUUUGUAACAAAAGAUUUUACAUUUAUUAUAAGUAUCUGUGAAUGUGUUAGAGUGUAGUAGAUGUAUUAUUGAAUCUUCAGCUUUAUUUGUUAUUGUCGUUUGGACAACAUUGUAACUUAUAUAAAUCUAAUAUCAGAUUUUGGCUCUUUGAUCAACUCUGGAAUGUAAAAGAUUAUCAUACAAAUAACUACUUGAACAGGAAUUCUUCAGACCACAAUGUGUAUGUACAAAUAUAUAUAUAGGAAAUAUACUUGUUUCCAGAAAUAUAGGAAAAAUAAACCUCCGAAAAUAUAUUAAGGAGAGAAAUUAUUGUACCCAUUUGCUUAGGCAAAUUACCAAUAACCAAUACAAUUGUUAACAGGACAAUACAUACAAAAUAACAUUCAAGAUAAAACAUGCCUUGGAUUGAAGUUCAUUGUAGACCAAUUUUUAUUAUGCCCCCCUUCGAAGAAGAGGGGGUAUAUUGCUUUGCUCAUGUCGGUCGGUCGGUAGGUCGGUCGGUCCGUCCACCAGGUGGUUGUCGUAUGAUAACUCAAGAACGCAUACGCCUAGGAUCAUGAAACUUCAUAGGUAGAUGGAUCAUGACUCGCAGAUGACCCCUAUUGAUUUUGAGGUCACUAUGUCAAAGGUCAAGGUCACGGUGACCCGAAAUAGUAAAAUGGUUUUCGGAUGAUAACUCAAGAACGCAUACGCUUAGGAUCAUGAAACUUCAAGGGUAGAUUGAUCAUGACUCGCAGAUGACCCCUAUUGAUUUUGAGGUCACUAGGUCAAAGGUCAAGGUCACGGUGACCCGAAAUAGUAAAAUGGUUUUCGGAUGAUAACUCAAGAACGCAUACGCCUAGGAUCAUGAAACUUCAUUGGUAGAUUGAUCAUGACUCGCAGAUGACCCCUAUCAAUUUUGAGGUCACUAGGUCAAAGGUCAAGGUCACGGUGACCCGAAAUAGUAAAAUGGUUUCCGGAUCAUAACUCAAGAACGCAUACGCCUAGGAUCAUGAAACUUCAUGGGUAGAUUGAUCAUGACUAGCAGAUGACCCCUAUCAAUUUUGAGGUCACUAGGUCAAAGGUCAAGGUCACAGUGACCCGAAAUAGUAAAAUGGUUUCCGGAUAACUCAAGAACGCAUACGCCUAGGAUCAUGAAACUUCAUAGGUAGAUUGAUCAUGACUUGCAGAUGACCCCUAUUGUUUUUGAGGUCACUAGGUCAAAGGUCAAGGUCACGGUGACCUGAAAUAGUAAAAUGGUUUUCGGAUGCUAACUCAAGAACGCUUUUGCCUAGGAUCAUGAAACUUCAUAGGUAGAUUGAUCAUGACUCGCAGAUGACCCCUAUUGAUUUUAAGGUCACAAGGUCAAAGGUCAAGGUCACGGUGACCCGAAAUAGUAAACUGAUUUUCGGAUGAUAACUCAAGAACGCUUUUGCCUAGGAUCAUGACACUUCAUAGGUACAUUGAUCGUGACUCGCAGAUGACCCCUAUUGAUUUUCAGGUCACUAGGUCAAAGGUCAAGGUCACAGUGACAAAAAUCGUGCUCACACAAUGGCUGCCACUACAAUGGACAGCCCAUAUGGGGGGCAUGCAUGUUUUACAAACAGCCCUUGUUGUAGUUUAUUCAGAUUAAACAUGAAAGAUUCAAAUAAUGGUGACAUAUCAAAAUCAUGUUUUUCAUAAAACUUGUAUAGACAAAUAAAUGGUGUUUUUUGUUUUAAGUCAAACUUUGAAGUUCAAGGUCAAUACCUUGUAGUAAAAUAUAGGAUACUUCAAAAUCUACUGUUUAGUAACAGUAAUUAAAAAAACUCCCAUCCAUUGGGAAAAAAUAUGUUUGAAGUGCUACAUGUACUUUAGUUUUGUAGUUAUCUAGAUUGAGCCUUGUAGAUCAGGAAUAUGCCUGCCUGUGUAUAAUGUGAGGUUGUCCACACUGUCUGACUUACUUAUGGAAAGAUCUUAAGUGAAAAAGCUGAGUGCUGCACCCGUCUCCUUUUGUGCCCCCCCCCCCCCACCGGCAAUUUUAAAGUGAAAAUCUAAUGAUUUUUUUUUACAUAUGAUUAAAAUUGCAAAUAUUUAGGGAAAAAUAGAGAUUGUUCUGGAACUUAUUUCAAGUGUCACACAAAAUCUAAUGUCUACAUUUAAUAAAUAAUUAGAUAAUGUGACCGGUACUUUUCAAUUUUCAAAGCUUCCCUUUUAAGCGGCACCCUGUACUUUUUGUGAUAUAUCUCUUAGGGUUUUUUUGUGUUUUUUUUUCAGCAAUAUUAUUGAUCACAGAACAAAAGCUGUUAAUCUCAAAUGUAUCAUUGUUCAUAAUUGAACGGGAAAUAAUUUGUAUAGAAGACUUUAACAUGGAUGAAAUUAUAAAAACAUUUGUAAUACUUACAUAAUCUUGCCACAGAAAAUGUCACAGAUACAAGUCAUGUAUGAUAACUCAACAAAUUAAUUGGUACUUGCAAAUCUCUCAUGCAUAAAAUUGAUGUAAAUGUGCUUAUUUAGUGCUACCUUUAAAAGCAACAAAAUUUUAUUAACAAGAAUAAACUCUUGAAGAAAUAAAUUAAGUUUACUGGAUUUUAAAUUGAUGCUUGCUUUUCAGGUAUUAUUUGAUAAUAAAUUGAUUUAAGAUUACCGGUUGUGCAAAAUCAAUUUCUCUCACUCUUGCAACAAAGCAAUGUUAUUUAAGUUUUAGCAAAAUUAUUGUCCUCAGCUGACCCAUUUUUACCACUUUUUUGUUUAAAUCAACUAUUUACUCAUGAAAACAUGACGAUGUUACUUGUAAAUUAAAUGCAAUUAUAGUUUGAAAACUAUACUAUAUUGUAAUGAUGUCAUAAUGCCCGCAUGAAUCAUAUUUGACCUUAUGCAUUAGGACACCGUUAAAAAGAGAGUUCAGUGCUUGUUCUUCUUCAUUAAGUCAACCAAAUAAUGUGUUGCAAUAAAAAAUGUUUCAAUGUUUUUUUUCAUAACUGGUUAAUGGAUAAUAUGUAUUUUUGGCUGUUUUUUGUAUAACAUAUAUGCUUUCAAUCACUGCAGGAUGUUUUAAACAGGAACAUUAUUUUGCGUAUUUAAAAACAUGAUUAUUGUUCCAUUUAGGGAACAAAUAAUGUACUUAAUUUGUAUGUCAUUUUGCAUUCAUUUUUAUUGUACAUGUACUGGUAAUAGAAUUUCUGAUAAGUCUGUAUACACUUUGUUACACAAUAAAAAUAUCUUACAAUUAA